AUGGCCACCCCACCCAAGAGCUGCCCGUCUCCCUCAGCCAGCUCUGAGGGGACCCGCAUUAAGAAAAUUUCCAUCGAAGGGAACAUUGCUGCUGGGAAGUCAACAUUUGUGAAUAUCCUUAAACAAGUCUGUGAGGACUGGGAGGUGGUUCCUGAACCUGUUGCCAGGUGGUGCAAUGUUCAGAGUACUCAGAACGAAUCUGAGGAACUGACAACAUCUCAGAAAAGUGGCGGAAAUGUUCUUCAGAUGAUGUACGAGAAACCUGAACGAUGGUCUUUUACCUUCCAGUCAUAUGCCCGCCUCAGUCGAAUACGAGCUCAGCUUGCCGCUCUCAAUGGAAAACUCAAAGAUGCAGAGAAACCAGUAUUAUUUUUUGAACGAUCUGUGUAUAGUGACAGGUAUAUUUUUGCAUCUAAUUUGUAUGAAUCUGACUGCAUGAAUGAAACAGACCUUGAACUGGAUGGGAUCAUUUAUCUUCGAGCCACUCCAGAGAAAUGCUUGAAUAGAAUAUAUUUACGGGGAAGAAAUGAAGAACAAGGCAUUCCUCUUGAAUACUUGGAGAAACUUCACUAUAAGCAUGAAAGCUGGCUCCUGCAUAGAACACUAAAAACCAACUUUGAUUAUCUACAAGAAGUGCCUAUCUUAACACUGGAUGUUAAUGAAGACUUUAAAGACAAACAUGACAGUCUAAUUGAAAAAGUAAAAGACUUUUUGAGCACUUUGUGA
This is a messenger RNA of Rangifer tarandus platyrhynchus (Svalbard reindeer), 726 nucleotides long. NCBI's taxonomy places the organism in Eukaryota, Metazoa, Chordata, Mammalia, Artiodactyla, Cervidae. The record is from the annotation of a GenBank genome assembly.